AUUAAUUAAGUAACAAAGUGAAAAAUUACAUGCAGCAGAAGAAUAUAUAAAAGCAGUUCAAAACUAAAACAUGUUAAAAGUCAUGUAGUACAAUGAUAUUUAGUAUAUACAUGAUUGGUCCACACGGCUAUAGGAAGUGGCCAGGAAGUUUCAGAGACUUCACAUCAGUCAUCACAGACCACAAAAACAAACUCAUUCAUAUUCUGAAUUCUCAAACUCUUUUUUCAUCCAAUUUCUCUCAAUUCUUAUGGCUAUACAAUCACCUUCCUCAUCCUCUUCAUUUUCCUAUGGAUUCACUUACCAAGUGUUCCUCAGUUUUAGGGGCACUGACACUCGCCACGGUUUUACCGGAAAUCUCUACAAGGCUCUUACUGACAAGGGAAUCAAAACCUUCAUUGAUGACAAUGAUCUUCAAAGAGGAGAUGAAAUCACACCAUCACUCCUCAAGGCCAUCGAAGAAUCUAGGAUUUUUAUUCCUGUGUUUUCUAUCAACUACGCCACAUCAAAAUUUUGCUUGGACGAACUUGUUCACAUUAUUCAUUGCUACAAGACAAAAGGUCGCCUCGUUUUGCCUGUUUUCUUUGGUGUCGAUCCUACUAAUGUGCGACAUCAUACAGGUCGUUAUGGUGAAGCAUUGGCUGGGCAUGAAAAGAGGUUUCAAAAUGAUAAGGAUAACAUGGAGAGGUUGCAUCAAUGGAAGUUGGCUCUGACCCAAGCUGCUAACUUGUCCGGCUACCAUUCUAGUCCUGGAUAUGAAUACAAGUUUAUUGGAGAUAUAGUCAAAUACAUCUCCAACAAGAUCAGUCGUCAGCCCUUACAUGUUGCCAAUUACCCUGUUGGAUUGCAGUCUCGAGUACAACAAGUGAAAUCGCUUCUUGAUGAAGGAUCUGAUGAUGGAGUCCGCAUGGUAGGACUUUAUGGUACUGGAGGCUUGGGUAAAUCAACACUUGGAAAAGCAAUUUAUAAUUUUAUUUCUGAUCAAUUUGAAUGCUCAUGUUUUCUUGAAAAUGUGAGAGAGAGUUCAGCUUCAAAUAGAUUGAAACAUCUCCAGGAGGUGCUCCUUUUAAAAACACUUCAACUGAAAAUUAAGUUAGGAGGUGUUAGUGAGGGAAUUCCUUAUAUAAAGGAAAGGCUACAUACAAAGAAGAUUCUUUUGAUUCUCGAUGAUGUUGACGAUAUGAAGCAACUACAUGCUUUGGCAGGAGGACCUGAUUGGUUCGGCCGUGGAAGCAGGGUCAUCAUUACGACUCGAGACAAACACUUACUAAGAAGUCAUGGGAUAGAAAGUACACAUGAAGUGAAAGGGCUGUAUGGGACAGAAGCUCUUGAGUUGUUGAGAUGGAUGGCUUUUAAGAAUAACAAAGUACCUUCAAGUUAUGAAGACGUUUUAAAUCGUGCAGUUUCGUAUGCUUCGGGCCUUCCCUUAGUUUUAGAAAUAGUGGGUUCCAACUUGUUUGGAAAGACGAUAGAAGAAUGGAAGGGUACUUUAGAUGGAUAUGAAAAGAUUCCCAAUAAAAAGAUCCACGAGAUACUUAAAGUAAGCUAUGAUGCUUUGGAGGAAGAGCAACAAAGUGUUUUUCUAGACAUUGCAUGUUGCUUCAAAGGAUGUGAGUGGGAGGAGUUUGAAGAUAUACUUCGUGCUCAUUAUGGCCAUUGCAUAACACAUCAUCUAGGAGUGUUGGCUGAAAAAUCUCUCGUUAAGAUUAGUAGUACUUCUUACCAUUCGGGAUCUAUUUAUGAUGUGAGAUUACAUGACUUGAUAGAAGACAUGGGUAAAGAAGUCGUCCGACAAGAAUCGCCUAAAGAGCCUGGAGAAAGAAGUAGGUUAUGGUGUCAAGAUGAUAUAGUUAAUGUUUUAAAAGAAAACACCGGAACUAGUAAAAUUGAAAUGAUAUAUAUGAAUUUCCCCUCCGAGGAAUCCGUAAUAGACAAGAAAGGAAAGGCCUUCAAGAAGAUGACAAGAUUGAAAACGCUUAUCAUUGAAAAUGGCCAUUUUUCUAAAGGUCUCAACUAUCUUCCAAGUAGUUUGAGAGUAUUGAAAUUACGUGGAUGUUUAUCAGAGUCUCUGUUAUCAAGUAGUUUAAGCAAGGCAAGUGAAAUAACUUCAUUUUCUUAUUGUAUAUAUUUAUUAAUUUACAAUGAUUUUGUUUUCGCCAACAAAGAAGAAAUCACUAUGAUAGUAUAG
Molecule: messenger RNA, 2185 nt
Organism: Medicago truncatula (barrel medic)
Lineage: Eukaryota; Viridiplantae; Streptophyta; Magnoliopsida; Fabales; Fabaceae
Product: disease resistance protein RUN1
Exons: 3
Coding region: 248-2185 (645 amino acids)
Biological process (GO): signal transduction; defense response
Molecular function (GO): ADP binding
Source: RefSeq, a predicted model, not a curated record